This is a messenger RNA of Apis mellifera (honey bee), 4619 nucleotides long. It is a transcript of the gene Eyg, whose product is annotated as eyegone. Lineage: Eukaryota; Metazoa; Arthropoda; Insecta; Hymenoptera; Apidae. The record is from RefSeq and is a predicted model, not a curated record. The transcript is spliced from 6 exons. Gene Ontology annotation, biological process: anatomical structure development; regulation of transcription by RNA polymerase II. The coding region runs from base 1591 to 3645 and encodes 684 amino acids. Gene Ontology annotation, molecular function: DNA-binding transcription factor activity, RNA polymerase II-specific; RNA polymerase II cis-regulatory region sequence-specific DNA binding.
ACCGCGGCCGCGGCCACCGCCGCCGCGCGCCGCGGCGCCUUAAAUCUUGAUCUCACCUGAGCGGAGGGGUGGGGGUAAGGCUAGUCUGGGCGCGCUUCGAGCCACCGAACGGAAGGCAAUCUGCUCGAAUCCGGCGGACCGCGAACAGGUUACCCCGUGUACUCGUGUUACAUUCUCCUUCUAUUUCUUCUUCUUCUUCUUCCUCCCCUUCUUCUGUUUCUUCUUCUUCUUCUGCUUCUUCUUUGCUUCUCCUCCGCUUCUUGUGUUUUUUCCCUGCUCCUCGAGUUAUGGAUACCGCGAAGGGUGGACGAAGCGACGACCGGUGUUGAGAAGAGUCACGUGUUCCUUCUGAGCUGUCAAACGAGUGCGCGAGAUAAAUUCGUUAAAUAUAUAUACAUACAUAUAUAUAUACGUUGCGGAUGGUAGGUGAGUUUGAGAGGUGGUAGAGAGCGUGUUUUCGCGAGAAGGAUCGGGAAGCAAAGUUAUUACACGGGAGAAGAGGAAUCGAAAAAGAAGCGGAGUAUCGGGAAGGUGAAAGACUGGAACAAGGUCGAGCAGAGAGAGAGAUUGAAAGAAGGGCAAGUAUAAAGAGCGUGGGUUACCUGAAAUCUGGAUGUCAGCUGCUCCCGCGAGAGGCGCGAGGAGCGAGUGGGGGUGAGGCUGGCCGUUGGCGCGCUUCGAAAGCCCGAACGGAAGGCAAUCUGCUCGAAUCCGGCGGAGCGCGAGCAGGUUAUCCCGUGGUUGCCUGUAUACCUCGUCGCCCGUUAUUGGGGAAGGGAGGAGGGACGGGACGGGCGGUGGAACAGAGACGGUAGGAGGCCGAGAGAAAGAAAUCGAGGAUCGAAGUGAAAGAGGAGCGCGGUGGUGGAAAGAGGGAGGGAGAGAGGGAGAUAGAGCGGCGGAGAGACAGAGAGAGAGAGAAAGGGGGGGAGGGUAGAGAAGGGCACACACGUCUAUAGGUAGUCACGAGCUUCGACGAAGCGCCUGCGCUCGCGAGCACUCCUCGCCGUUACCUCCUCGCAUCGACUACGCUCGUCCACGUAGACGCGACAGCCGACGUGAAAGCUCGCGCUGCGAUGAGGCGCGCUCGCCGACGGAUCCAAGGACAGGAUGUCACUCCGCUCCGUUGAUCGCACGCGGGAAGCCACGCCGGGUCCUGGCGUCGAUUGCGCUCGCGCGCCCCUGCGCCAGCGCGACGCGCACACCGAUCGCAUCGUUUUCUGACACCUCUCGCGAGUGCGGGCCAAAGUGCGUGCGUGCGACGACCGCUCCUCUUCGAUCCUGUCCCGAUCGCGCCCUCCAGGACUCGUCGCCCCGUGAAAACUCGUGGAAAUUGGUGAGGAGAUCGAGCGCGACGGACGAGUCGCUCGAGAAGAGGGCGAAGAAGGAGAGAGGAAGGAAGGAAGGGAGGGGCGGAGGGGGUGGACCGAGGGAGAAGAAGCGGAGAGAGAGCAUCCGUCGGACGCGGAAGGACAGGAAGAGAAACGAUCGCGUAGUCGUAGGGAGGACGGGUUUGGAAGGUAGGGAAGUGGAGGAGGAGGAGGAGGAGCUGGUGCUGGGUGUGGAGGGGGUGGAGGUGAUCGUCUGGUGAUGAUGAUCGGUGGCGGCGUCGCGACCCCUCCUGGUACUGCCAAGUCGGUGGCUGCGAUCGACAGCGAAAUGGUGCAGGUCGACGGCAUUGGCAGUGGUAGUGUCAGUGGCAGUGCUAGUGGUAGUGGUAGUCCCGCGACAGGCGCGACUACUACGCGUAUCGCCAAUUCCAAUAACGUUGGCGGCAACAAUAAUAACAAUAAUAAUAACGGCGACGUUGCGAACAACAACAACAACAACAACGAGGGACACGCGGUGGUGAAUUGCGGGAGCGGGCCAGGCGCCCCGUUGACCGACAAGUUUUGCUGUCACGACGACGAUGCCCCCGUGAGCACCGGCGUCGCCCGACCUUGGGAACCACCCUCGCCGACCUUCUCGCAGACGAGGUCGCAUCUGUUUCAGGUCCAUCCACCGCACCAUCAUCAGCAUCCAGCCGCGCACCACCAUCAACAGAUGACCGUGCCUCCGGUGUCGUUGAUCGACGGGGUGAGCCUGCAGAACUGUACCGCGGGCCCAUUCGCGAGCGGGAACGGCGGUGGAAGCAGCCGUCAACGUUUGCUCGAGCUGUCCCAUGGAUUGGGGGCAUUGAGACACUACAACGACCUGGCCAAUCACGUGCUCUCGUUGAAUCAACAGGGGGCGGUCGUCACCAAGCUUCUGGCUCGUUCUGUUCCAGGUACGCUGCGCCCGCCGGGUUUAAUCGGUGGUAGCAAGCCGAAAGUCGCGACGCCGGCCGUCGUCGCCAAGAUCGAGCAGUACAAGAGGGAGAACCCGACCAUUUUCGCAUGGGAGAUUCGGGAGAGGCUCAUCUCCGAAGGCGUGUGCAGCAACGCGACGGCCCCAUCGGUGAGCAGCAUCAACCGAAUCCUACGGAACCGCGCGGCCGAACGGGCGGCCGCCGAGUUCGCGAGGGCGGCCGGCUACGGGUUGUACGCGGCGGGCCCUCACCCGUACUUCAACAGCGGCCACCAGCACCCAACGACCAGCCACCACUUGCCCGCCGGUUGGCCGGCGCCGGGGGCGGCUGCCCACCCCUGGAUGCUGCCACCGUUGGCUACCGGCAUCUCGGGCGCCGCUUCCGCCCUGCUCCUUCCGCCGUCCUUGAGCCCAGGCGCGGCAGCCGCGGCCGCUGCGGCCGCCUCCGCCUCCGCCGCCGGCGCGCCUGACCACUCGCUGCACGCGGACGCCAUCGCCCGGGGCUACUUGCAAGACGGCGACGGGGACGAAGGAAGCCUGGACGGGUCGGAGCAGCCGAAAUUCCGGCGGAAUCGUACGACGUUCAGCCCGGAACAGCUGGAGGAGCUCGAGAAGGAAUUCGAACGAUCUCACUAUCCUUGCGUGUCGACGCGGGAGCGGCUGGCGUCGAAGACGUCUCUUUCGGAGGCUCGUGUGCAGGUUUGGUUUUCCAACAGACGGGCAAAGUGGCGUCGUCAUCAGCGAAUGAACCUCUUAAAGCGUUCGCCGCCGCCACCUCCGCCUCCGCCGCCACCUCCGCUGCAGCAGCAGCAGCAGCAGCAGCAGCAGCAGCAACAGCAGCAGCAGCAACAGCAGCAGCCGCCGCAACCGCAUUCCGCAUCCGGUAUAGAGGUAAACCGUGCGUCGAGCUGCUCGAUCGGCGGAAUGGGAGGAGAGAGUAGCGCGUUCCGGGUGGUGGUGACCAACUCGUCGUCGUGUUCGUCGUCGUCGAGGGAGCUGAGCGAGAGGAUGGAGAAGAAGGUGGCGGAGUCGAUCGCGAGGCAGCCGGAACGGAAGCCGAGCGCUUUCAGGAUGAUCAGCCAACUCGUCGGGGAAGACUCGCCGAGUAUAUCGAACAAGUCGUCGAGCCCCGCGAGCUACGAGCAACGGGAGAGGCACGAGGCGUCGAACGUCGGAUCAGGGAUCGGGGCCGAGUCGAGGGGCAAAGAGGAAUUGGAGCGCGUGGAGGACGAGGAAGAGGACGAGGAGAUAGACGUUCAAGACUCGGACCAAGAUGUUCCCUCCUCGCCCACGGUCGGGGCCUGGCGGGAUCAUUGGACGGAGCAGCAACCUUUGGAAUUGACGAAACACGAUCGUUGAAACGAUCGCCCCUUUCUUUCUCCUUUUCGAUCGUUGCAUUAAACACGCGUCCGAUCGAUCCUCUUCCUUUUCUUUUUCCUUACCACGAAACGUUGUGAUUUAACGUAAUUGCGUGCGUGUAUGCCUCUGCGCGCAUGUGAGUCUGUGUGUGCGUGUGUGUGUGUGUGUAUAUACGCGCGUACACUCGGAGAGUGACAUUAUAUCCGUGGAGAAAAAGUGCGUAAAAAACAAAAAAAAAAAAAGUGCGUGACUAAUCUCGUCCGAUCGGUGGAAAAACUUUUAUCCGGAUCCCCUUGAACGGACCCUUUUCAACCUCGGUGAAAUCCAAUCACGAACGGAUCGUGGUGGUGGAUCGUCGAAACUUGUGAUUCGCGCGUCCCCGCUUCCCGAUUAUUUCGAUCGAUCCCGAUCGAUCCCCAGCGUCUUACAGAACCUACUCGCUCCCAUUUAUCACGAUUAAGUUUACGAUAAACGCGAAGAUUUGCGAAGAUGGUUGUGCGUAGCAAAGUUGAGAAGCCGAAAUUCCGCGUGCAAAAUGCGUGGCGCGUCAUCGUGGCGCGUCGUCGUGAUCGAAAAUUUUCAAAUUACCGACGGAUUUUAGAUAGGUUGGUUGGUCGAUACGUGUCUGUAAUUGCGCCACGUAUAUUAUAUACAAUUUAGAGCGGCGCGGCACAGGACGAUACGUUCCUCCGCUGUCUGGAAAGCGAGGAGCAGCGGCGGACACGGACACGUGUCCGGACACUUAUCCGCAACACUAGUCCUAGUGAGAAUCCGUUAUACGUCCGAAGAUAAUGCAGAUUGCCUAGGUACUAUUACUACUACUACUACUAUUACUAUUACUAUUACUACUACUACUACUACUACUACUGCUACCACUACGUAGAUAGAAUAGUCGAACAGAUGGUAAUACUGUAACGAACACUCUGUUAAAAAACGACUUUUAUUUAAAUGAAAAUAUCGUUUGUAAAUAUCUA